UGAAGAUGUGCUGAGCCAGCAGUGUUUGGUGUGUGGCGUUACGACAGUCGCUGUCGAUUUACGGCCGCGUUGCGUCACACAAUAUUGCUCAGCAGAAGAAGAAGAGACGCAGCAGAUGUGUACUUCUGGAUCAACCGACCACACGCUGACUGAUGGGAAACACAGGAGGUCAUGAAAGAGAUUGAUACUGUGGGGGGUGAGAAAGAUGACAAGUGGGCUGACGGUGAAGAGAAUGCAGAGGAGGCUCCGAUGAAGCGUAGUUUCUCAGUCGAGGACCUUCUCGAUGAGGUGGAGAAGAUUUGUUACGAUGCUUCGGGGUCAUCAAAGGUGGAGAUGGUGGUGAGGCUGUGGAAGGACGGCUUCACUGUAAACGAUGAGGAGUUUCGCAGCUACUCCAUACCAGAGAACCAAGACUUCCUGGAUGCAAUCAAGAGGGGAGAGCUUCCAGCAGAGUGGGAGAGCAGAGCGGAAGAGCAGGAGCUGGAGAUCAAUGUGGAGGACCUGAUAGAGGAAAAUUAUGUUCCCAAGAAAAGGGCCUUUCACCCUUUUAGCGGCCGAGGAUACCGACUUGGCAGUGUUGCACCCAGAGUUGUGGCCAGGUCACCGUCUGUGCAUGAGGAUGGAGAAUCUCCUCCUAUUCCCAUGGUAACACUAGACCACGCCCUUCCCGUCACCUCCCUACAAAUCUGGUUGGCCGACGGCAGGAGAUUGGUUCAGAGGUUUAACCUAUCGCAUCGGAUCACCGACGUGCAAGAUUUCGUAGGGCGCUGCCAGAGGAGCUGCCCGCCUUUCGUCCUGACCACAUCGCUUCCUUUCCGAGAGCUCAGCGACAAAGAGUUGAGCCUGGAAGAGGCAGACUUGGCCAACGCUGUCAUUGUCCAGAGACCCCUGAACACACAGGCGCCGUUUGGACACUCCUGACCAACAGGGCCCUGUAAUUCACAUAACACGCCACUUCUCCUCCUCACCGACACACCCCCACCACCCAGAUAGCAACCUCAGCGCCCUCUGUAACUUAAAACCUUAAUAUUCAGCAGUUUGUGCUGCAUUUGAUGAUUGUUAUUUCCCUCUACAGUCUCUGUGUGGGAUUAUCUAAUGGAAAUGUUGUCUGUUACUUACAAAGGUGCUGCCGAGGUGUUGUCAAUACUCUGUCUUCUUCCUCUCGGGGGCAGUGUUUAUCUACCAGUGGAGCUCCCCUAAUUGCAGAAAAACCAUUAACACAAAACCAUAUCUAUCGCCCUGUGCAGAUGGCCGACCACGUAUGUCCAUCUGUUGGUUUACUACAUGGGACCCUGCAUUCACCCUUCCCCCAUAAUCCCACACCACCAACAGCCAGCACCAACAACCAACUCUCCAAAGUCUUCCCAAACUGUGAUAACCAUUUUUCUGCACUAUCUACAGUAAAAAAACAAGCAGCUGAUCUUCCAGUUUUUAUCGUGUAGGUUUACAAAAAUAUAUAUUGAACAUAUUAUACUUCUUUUGCACCAUACAUUAUAUGAUGAAAAGAAUAUAUAUAUAUAUAACAGCUUGCUAUUUAUCUUGGCCUGACUGAUAAGGUCCAUCAGUUUUUGUGCCAAUUUGCCUUUUUUUGCGGGACGAGAUUAAAUAAAAAAUGUAAUUUGUAUUCUUUCAUUUGACUGCAUCACACAUCACGGGACAAUAAAAAUCUUCCUCAAA
Molecule: messenger RNA, 1677 nt
Organism: Hippoglossus stenolepis (Pacific halibut)
Lineage: Eukaryota; Metazoa; Chordata; Actinopteri; Pleuronectiformes; Pleuronectidae
Gene: ubxn2a
Product: UBX domain protein 2A
Exons: 7
Coding region: 172-921 (249 amino acids)
Biological process (GO): autophagosome assembly; proteasome-mediated ubiquitin-dependent protein catabolic process; Golgi organization
Cellular component (GO): cytosol; nucleus
Molecular function (GO): ubiquitin binding
Source: RefSeq, a predicted model, not a curated record